This is a messenger RNA of Serpula lacrymans var. lacrymans S7.9, 771 nucleotides long. RefSeq lists its product as uncharacterized. The record is from RefSeq and is a predicted model, not a curated record. Lineage: Eukaryota; Fungi; Basidiomycota; Agaricomycetes; Boletales; Serpulaceae. The transcript is spliced from 7 exons. Bases 1 to 771 code for a protein of 256 amino acids.
AUGACAAUUAGGCUCGUUACCUUCGACGCCCUGCACACGCUCUUGACACCGCGUUCACCAAUAUAUGCUCAAUAUUCGGACACAUUUGCUCCAUACAUUGGCGUCCUCAAUCCACACUCUCUAAAGCUGUCCUUCAAGGCUGCCUUGAAACACGUACAGAGCACUAACCCUGUGUACCAAGGAGACGACGGUGUCCGAGGAUGGUGGACUGAUGUCAUUAGACGCACGGCUGUCGGUGCUGGGGCAGAUGCACAAGCCGUAGAGGAUUCACUCCCUCACAUCGUCCCAAGGCUUCUGUCUCGCUUCAGUUCCAAGGAAGGCUACAAACUAUUCGAUGAUUCUCUUCCUGUACUGCGCGAGCUGCAUCGAAUGAACAUCCGCACGGCUUUGGUUAGCAAUACUGAUUGUCGUAUGCGUUCGGUGCUGGAAGAUCUGGAAGUGCUCCCUUACUUGAAUCCAGUCCUUCUUAGCGAAGAAACAGGGGUCGAGAAACCCGCUGCCGAAAUAUUCCUUCGAGCUUGUAAAACAGAGGCAGUGAAUGUCAUAGACAGCGUGCAUGUUGGAGAUGAACUGGACUGCGAUUAUCACGGCGCCCGUGCUGCCAAUAUGCACGCGUUGUUGAUUCGAAGGCCAGGUCCGGAUGGAGAAGGGGAAAGGAAAGAGGAAGGAGAGAAUCUGGACGGCGUGACUGUCAUAGAUGGUCUCUGGGGCGCAAUCGAAUGGAUAAAGCGGAAAAAUGCUGACAGGACAAAAAUAAGUACAACAGGGUAG